GGCACAUUUGUCAUCUCAAAGCUACGCCUAGAGUCGAAGAUCGUGAUUGUAUUUUGAAUCUAGAAAUACAAUACAAUUCACUCUAAUAAAGUUAUUUGUUUGUAAUUUUUAAUCAAGAUAGCGAUAAUGUUGUUGACAUUAAAACCAGAUCAUAAAAAACAUGUUUUGCUUCUUACAGAUCAUGCACCUCAAGUUCUACAGGAUUUUUGUAAAUUGGCCUUGGAUUAUCUACAAAAGGGACCAAAUAUUAAAUUAUAUAAUGCAGCUGCCCAGAAAUUGGAAGUUGAAGUGAAUGUAAUUAAAAAUUCAGUGGAAGGACUUGUUAAUUUAUUAUUAGAAAGUUGUAGAUAUAAAUUAAGCCCUGAGGACUUCAGAGAUUCUGUAAUUGCUUUGGGAUUUUCAGAGGAUCAAGAAACAAUUUUAAGCAAACUAUACAAUGUUAAAAGAGAUGAAAUAUCAGGUAUACUCACAAAUAUUGGAUUUAAAUUGCCUGAGUAUCAUGAUAUGGAAUGGAGAUUUGAAGUUCAGCUCGCAUCAAGAUCAUUAUUAAAGCAAGUAGCACCUCUAAUAACAGUGGAUUUAUCCAUUAAGAAUUCAGACAAAGAUGACAGUAUCGAGCAUGUGUUGCUUCAAACAGAUCCCAAUAAUUUGUUACAUAUUACGCAAGAGUUAGAAGAGGCUCUUCGAGAAGGACGUAGUCAACAUAUUCGAAGACUUUCAAGACUAACUGCAUUAACGGAUAUUUACAAUGGAACUACCCCUUUAUCGAUGGGAGUUUUACCUUCACCAAAUUUUACCCUAACAACCACUCUCGGACCACAGUUUGCAAGACAGAUAAUGCGGUUCAGUAAUCAAACAGUCGUUAGUAAAAUACCUGACGAAAUGAUUCACUUAAUCGACGCAUAUUGGUACCAAUUUCCGCCAUUAAAUCCAAUAUGGCAUAAAAUUUUAGGCCUAGUUAUGAUCUUAUUGGGGAUUAUAGGGUGGAGUGGUAAUGCUGUAGUUGUUUAUGUAUUUCUAUUGACGCCGUCCUUAAGAACACCUAGCAAUAUACUUGUAGUAAAUUUGGCUUUUUCCGAUUUCAUUAUGAUGGGUUUUAUGUGCCCUCCUAUGGUGAUCUGUUGUUUCUAUGAAACAUGGAUUCUCGGAAACUUAAUGUGCGACAUUUAUGCAAUGGUUGGUUCAUUAUGCGGAUGUGCAUCUAUUUGGACAAUGACAGCUAUUGCUCUAGACAGAUAUAACGUUAUAGUGAAGGGUAUGUCUGGAACCCCUCUUACUAUAAAAAAAGCGGUACUCCAGGUAUUUUUUAUAUGGACAUUUGGUCUACUAUGGGCGAUUUUACCUAUGGUGGGGUGGAAUAGGUAUGUCCCAGAGGGUAAUUUGACUGCCUGCGGAACAGACUACCUCACGUUAGAAUGGUCCUCGAAGUCGUACAUAUUAGUUUACUCGAUGUUUGUCUACUAUACACCGUUGUUCACUAUUAUAUACAGCUACUACUUUAUCGUAGCGGCUGUAGCGGCACACGAGAAAGGAAUGAGAGAGCAAGCAAAGAAGAUGAACGUUGCAUCUCUAAGAUCCGGAGACCAAUCGGGUCCCAGUGCUGAAGCAAAAUUGGCAAAGGUAGCGUUGAUAACAAUUUCGUUAUGGUUUAUGGCAUGGACACCCUAUCUCGUUAUCAACUAUAUUGGAAUAUUCAAUCGCAACUUGAUCUCACCACUGUUUACUAUAUGGGGAUCUCUGUUUGCGAAAGCAAAUGCGAUAUACAACCCAAUCGUUUAUGGAAUCAGCCAUCCAAAGUACAGAGCGGCGUUGAAAGAGAAGUUACCAUUCUUUGUAUGUGGAAAAACCGAAGAACUCAAUCCUGCUGCUGGAGCCGACAGUAAGUCGGAGGUUUCAAAAACUUAAAACAGUCGGGGACUGUAUUCUCGUGUACAGAUAUCCGCACUUCUAAACUAAACGUAAUCGCUACGAUUGCAAGAAAAGAAGAAUACAUUGUCCGUUGCUUGCAUAAUUUAUUCGCAUUUAUAUUUAUAAAAUUAAGGUACAGAUACGACGCUCUCAUUGUAUCUCACGUUAGUGUGAUACGUGCUUACUAAACUAGUAAACAUAGAGCUGGCGCCAGUUAUACCAAAGUGACCAUGUAUAUUGCUGCGGAAUAAAUUUUACAAAAUUAAAA
Molecule: messenger RNA, 2176 nt
Organism: Megalopta genalis
Lineage: Eukaryota; Metazoa; Arthropoda; Insecta; Hymenoptera; Halictidae
Source: RefSeq, a predicted model, not a curated record